Messenger RNA from Peronospora matthiolae, 744 nucleotides. The record is from the annotation of a GenBank genome assembly. NCBI's taxonomy places the organism in Eukaryota, Oomycota, Peronosporomycetes, Peronosporales, Peronosporaceae.
AUGGUACACCUUGUGGCUGUACCAGAGACAAUCACGGCAAGUGGCUGUGCUUGUGUCUUUAUUGACACCAUCUUCCGACUUCAUGGGUUGCCCCGUGAACUCGUAUCAGACAGAGAUCCACGAUUCACUGCUGAUUUCUGGCGUUCCGUGUUCAAAUCACUCGGAACGCGCUUGAAGAUGUCAACAUCUGAUCAUCCAGAGUCAGAUGGUCAGACGGAACGUGCCAAUCGUGUCCUUGAAGAGAUACUUCGAGGAUACGUACACUCCUUUAAGAGUUGGAGUGAGUUUUUACCAAUGGUAGAGUUUGCCAUCAACAACUCGGUGCAUGCGUCCACGACACAUACACCGUUUUACGUGAAUGGCUUGCGCCAUCCGCGUGUACCCACCUUACUAGAGUGUAACUCUGGUUCAAGGGGGGGAGGGACUCGCGCGAGCAAAAACCGAUUUGUUUCACGCUCAUCACGCUCUGACGAAGAAGUCAUUGCGUUUGAUGCCGAUAUCGAUAACAUCGAUAUCGAAGAAUAUGAUGCCAGUGAGAGUGCGGAAGCCCUCACUGAAGACAAUGAUCCCAGCGAGAGUGCGGAAGCCCUCACUGAAGAAAAGGUUGUUGUUGCUGCAGUGCGCUCACAGCACACUGAAGCUAACGAGUCAUCAGAUGAGUUCAUACUGGCUCGUGAAACGGUAGUCCGUUUUGUGCAAGACUCCAUCGCCGAAGCGGUGGAUAAGCAAAAAGCAAAACGCUGA